AUGCCCGAAACAUUCCAGAAGCAGACCGGCAAGACUGAAGGCAACUCUCAGUCAAACACUGCAAGCGAGGCAGCUCAGUCUCAAGGCGCAAACCUUUUCGCAGCCCACAAGGCUCACCCGGGUCCUGUCAUUCCUCAAAAUAUGCCGGAGCAAGAGGGGACUAAGGAGGAAAGGCAAGCGAAGGCUAAGGAGUUGAACAAAUAA
Molecule: messenger RNA, 204 nt
Organism: Daldinia vernicosa
Lineage: Eukaryota; Fungi; Ascomycota; Sordariomycetes; Xylariales; Hypoxylaceae
Exons: 2
Coding region: 1-204 (67 amino acids)
Source: RefSeq, a predicted model, not a curated record